AUCUCUAGUAGUGAGUCGUUUGCAAAAACAAUAGAAAGUCCCGUCCUGUAUUUUUGUCCAUUGUGCUCUGUUUUUCAAUAAUAUUAUUACCAACUACGGCAUCGCAGGGGACAUUAAUAAACGCAGAGGACGCGGCUAACGAACGCACACCGCUAAUGGAGGACAUAGACGUUGUACACGUCGAUGCCCCCAGCGUUACAGCAAAUCGUGUGGAGCGUCCUCAAAGGCGUCAAAAGCAACAACAUACCAAUUAUGGCACCACAGAAACGCCCAGCAGCAGUAAUCGAGAUCAGGCAGAUGGAGCAGUACUUGCCGUGCCUAGCGUGCUUAUACGUGAUGCUGGUACAAGUGCCCACCCUUCAAGACUAAGUGCAGGUGGUAGUGGGGGCGGUCCAGAUGGACAAACACAACAAGACAUUGAGGAAGAGCAGGGUCUAAAAUAUGGCGCUCAGCAUGUUAUUAAGCUAUUUGUGCCCGUUUCACUUUGCAUGCUGGUUGUGGUGGCCACCAUUAACUCGAUAAGCUUUUACAAUAGCACGGAUGUCUACCUCCUGUAUACGCCGUUUCACGAGCUUUCGCCCGAGCCAACGGUCAAGCUGUGGAAUGCAGUAGCCAAUUCUCUUAUACUAAUGAGCGUUGUUGUUGUCAUGACCAUACUGCUCAUUGUUUUGUACAAGAAGCGCUGCUAUCGCAUUAUACAUGGCUGGCUUAUACUCUCAUCGUUCAUGCUGUUGUUUAUCUUCACGUACUUAUACUUGGAGGAACUGCUGCGGGCGUAUAACAUUCCCAUGGACUAUCCAACUGCUGUGCUAAUUAUGUGGAACUUUGGUGUGGCCGGCAUGAUGUCCAUUCAUUGGCAGGGUCCUUUGCGUUUGCAGCAAGGUUAUCUAAUAUUUGUAGCCGCCUUGAUGGCUUUAGUGUUCAUAAAAUAUCUACCGGAGUGGACCGCCUGGGCUGUCUUGGCAGCCAUCUCCAUUUGGGAUCUCAUAGCCGUGUUGUCACCACGCGGACCUUUACGCAUAUUGGUCGAAACAGCUCAGGAGCGCAACGAACAAAUCUUUCCUGCGCUUAUAUAUUCCUCAACUGUUAUUUACGCGUUUAUGGGCACUGUCGGGCAGUCGGAACCAACUGCCACGUCUUCGCCCUCGUCCAGCAAUUCUACAACUACAACGCGUGCGACACAAAACUCUUUAGCAUCGCCAGAGCCGGCAGUUGCAUCUAGUAGCUCACGUUCAGGUAACUCACGUGAGAAUCAGGACAAUCAGACGGCAGCUGAAGGUAUGCCACUUGUGACUUUUAAAAGCAAUUUGCACGGAAACGCUGAGGCCGCUGGAUUUACGCAGGAAUGGUUUGCAGAGCGUGGGGAACGUACAGCACGUCGUCAAAUUGAAGUGCAGAGCAUGCAGAGUGGCAAUGGAAAUCGUCCUAAUGAAUACAGAACUGUUCCCGCACCCAACCAACCCCAGAUGGAGGCACAAGAAGAACGUGGCAUCAAAUUGGGUCUUGGCGAUUUUAUAUUCUACUCUGUGCUAGUCGGAAAGGCCUCCAGCUAUGGUGACUGGACCACCACCAUUGCCUGCUUUGUGGCUAUACUAAUUGGCCUUUGCCUAACAUUGCUACUCUUAGCCAUUUGGCGCAAAGCCUUGCCAGCUCUGCCAAUCUCUAUAACAUUUGGUCUGAUCUUUUGCUUUGCCACCAGCGCUGUGGUCAAGCCCUUUAUGGAAAAUCUAUCGGCCAAGCAGGUGUUUAUAUAAUUAAAAGACUAUAACCUCAGCGGACUCUAAGACGUCUCGGUAUUGUAAUCCCAACUAAGAAAAAAAAAAGACAUUUUAUAAUAAAUUUUCUUUAUUUAACAAGA
Drosophila busckii is the source of this 1858-nucleotide messenger RNA. RefSeq names its product presenilin homolog (gene Psn). Lineage: Eukaryota; Metazoa; Arthropoda; Insecta; Diptera; Drosophilidae. The transcript is spliced from 6 exons. The record is from RefSeq and is a predicted model, not a curated record. Gene Ontology annotation, cellular component: Z disc; neuromuscular junction; cell cortex. Gene Ontology annotation, biological process: amyloid precursor protein catabolic process; protein processing; membrane protein ectodomain proteolysis. The coding region runs from base 156 to 1754 and encodes 532 amino acids. Gene Ontology annotation, molecular function: aspartic endopeptidase activity, intramembrane cleaving.